AUGGUCCUAAGUAAAUCUCUGGCUUUGCCUCUCCUCGCUUUGUGCUCUAUAGCUUCAUCUACUCCAUUGGAACAACGCGAAGCUGCACCGGGCCUCAUCGAUAACAUCCUUGGCGGUGGGGAUCUCUCUGGUAUGGAACAGCUUAUUGCUGAUGUUCUGUCUGGCAAGAGAUCGCCUAUCGACAACACUAAGGCGAACAAGCCGGUGACAUGCUCGUUGUUCAGCGUCGACAAAUGCUGUGUUUGGUAUGAUGUCUCUGCCGAACUCACGAAACAUUUCGUCGGAGCCGACAAACAAUGCAACGAUAAUGCUCGUGCUGCAGUUCGUAUGGGUUUCCAUGAUGCUGGGUCUUGGGACAAAAAUGCUCCCAACGGUGGUGCCGAUGGAUCGCUACUGAUGGACUUUGGCGAAGAGGACCGACCAGAGAACAAAGGCCUUCAAAAUAUUCGCACACUACUUCGUAGUGUACAGGCCAAGUACAAGGUUGGGUACGCCGAUCUUGUCCAAUAUGCGCAUAACCAUGCCACCGUCUCAUGCCCGAAGGGUCCACGCGUACUUGCCUUCGUUGGCCGCAAAGACGCUACAAAGGCUGCGCCUACUGGUCUCCUACCAGAUGUUCGAGAUGAUGCCGACAAGAUGAUCGAACUCUUCAAACAGAAGGGUUUCUCAGCACACGAUCUUGCAGCCCUCGUAGGCGCCCAUGCAACAGCCAAACAACGUUUUGUCGACCCUACUUUCGCGGAGAAGCCUCUCGAUACGACUCCUGGUGUUUGGGACGUUGAAUUCUACAAUGACACACUUAACAACCCCGCGGGUAUCUCCAAAGACCAAAAGAUCUUUGUACUCCCAAGUGACAAGGUGCUGUCAAAACAUCCUAAGAUCAACGAUGAGUGGAAACUCUAUGUCGGCAACCAGGUCCAUUGGAACCUGGACUAUGCGAAGGCGUACAUCAGGAUGAGUUUGUUGGGUGUAGAGAAGAAAGACCUGCUCAAGUUGACUGACUGCACGAAGACCUUGCCCAUCACCAAACCUUCAUUUCCUUAG
Molecule: messenger RNA, 1044 nt
Organism: Alternaria postmessia
Lineage: Eukaryota; Fungi; Ascomycota; Dothideomycetes; Pleosporales; Pleosporaceae
Exons: 2
Coding region: 1-1044 (347 amino acids)
Biological process (GO): cellular response to oxidative stress; hydrogen peroxide catabolic process; response to reactive oxygen species
Molecular function (GO): heme binding; peroxidase activity
Source: RefSeq, a predicted model, not a curated record